Molecule: messenger RNA, 1458 nt
Organism: Stylonychia lemnae
Lineage: Eukaryota; Ciliophora; Spirotrichea; Sporadotrichida; Oxytrichidae
Source: the annotation of a GenBank genome assembly
AUGGAUGGAAUUGAGGAUUUCAUAGUUGAGGAUAUUUGGCAGUACAUGAUUUAAGAAAAGUAUGAAGUUAAAGGUGCAGAUGUAUUCAAAUAAAAUUUCAUUGAUGACUUUAGAGAUGAAGUGUUAAAGUGCCACUCAGAGGGAAAAACACCAAAGGAUUCAGUUUCAUUAUUACAAAAAAAAUUUGAUGGAUUGGAUUUGCUUAUAGCAUGGUAUGAUUGGCAUUCGUAAACAGACUAAGGUAUUCAACUCAUUUAAAAAGAUGAAUCGUUAAAAAAUAAGCAAAACCAAUAGAAAGAGGAAGAAAAAUUAUUAAAAAAUUCUCAACACCUUGCUUAAUAAAGUGAUGAUGAUUCAAGUAAUGAAGAUUCGCAUGAUAUUUCAGAAUAAAAUUAUGACGAAAUCAAAAAAUUAAAAGUUGAGUAGAUAUAUGCUUUUGAUCUAUAAGAAAUAAUGGGAUAUGAUAGCAAUAAAAAAAUCAAUGGCCCUAAUGAUGAAGAAGAGAAAUAAAAAAGCGACCACUUCUAAAUUUAUACAGAAGAAUCUUAGUUAUUGAUGGAGAUUUUCGAUAUGCAAAAUGGCUUUUUACUUGAUGUCCCAAUCUUAAUUCAAAUAAUUAAGACAAUCCAGAGAUAGCCUGUAGUUGAUAUAGAAAUAUUAGGUCCUCGCUAGUGGUCUUACUAUAUAAAUGAUAAAAUUGAAGUAGUUCAUUAGAUUGAUCAGGAAAAGCAUAAAUAAUUUCUAAAAAAUGUCGAUGAUAUUUAUGAUGACUGCUAGAAAUUGAAGAAAAGCUAAUCAAAAUGGGUUUAAUUAUAAAAAAAGUCUCAAUUAUUUGGUUGUGAGCUAAAUAAAUUUCCAUUUGCUGUUGAUUAUGGUAAUAAAAAUGUUUAUUCCUAUGAAUUUACUUAGAAAAAACAGAUAUUUAAUUGGCAUGUUUUUGAUACUUUUAAGUUCCCUGAAAAUCCUAAUGAUCCAAAAUUCUAAAACAUUAAUGAUUUUACAUGUACUGAAAUCUUAGAUAGAGAUAGCCUUGAAUUCAAUGAAUUUCAAAAAAUGCUAGUGAAGCAUCCCUUUAUGGAUGGGCUAAGCUUAGUUAAACAUUUGUUUCAUGGAACAAGUCAUACUGAUCCUGUUAACAUAUACUCAUUUGAGCAUGGUCUAGAUAUGAGAUAUAGUAAUGAUGGUGCCAAUGGCAUAGGUCUAUAUUUUGCAGAUAAUUCGAAUUAUUCUUUGUAAUACGCCUAUCUUGUUGAUAACAGACAAAGGUAGAUGUUUAUGUGUACUGUAAUUACAGGUUUAUCUUCAAACUAGGGAGGUGGGAGAGGUGCUAGAAUGCCUGCACCAAUACCAGGGAAGAAAGGAGUACUUUUUGAUUCUUUUAAUAAUGGAAACAAAGGACAUUUUGUUAUUUAUGACAAUCAGAAAUCAUAUCCAGGCUAUUUGAUUACUUAUAAAUGA